Messenger RNA from Alligator mississippiensis (American alligator), 2588 nucleotides. It is a transcript of the gene IQCK, whose product is annotated as IQ motif containing K. The transcript has 9 exons. Gene Ontology annotation, molecular function: protein binding. Lineage: Eukaryota; Metazoa; Chordata; Crocodylia; Alligatoridae. The record is from RefSeq and is a predicted model, not a curated record. The coding region runs from base 35 to 808 and encodes 257 amino acids.
CGCGGCGGUUUGCUGGUUGCCAUGGUGACCCCCCAUGGCAGCCGCUGCGGAACCGCGGAGCCUUUGGGAGUUGAUCUGCGCAGAGUAUGAAGCAGAGCAGCCUGCUUUUCCAGGUCUUUCUGAAGCAAAACGAGACUCUGUUUCUUCAGAUACUGGAAUUUUGCAGCCUUUCUGUACAGAGGAGUUUUAUUCAGCUUCUUUCGAUUCUACUGUUACCCCAAAAAAAGUUUUCUUAUCCACACUAGCACCUCCUCCAGAACCACCUGAUCCAAAAACAUGUUCUCCAAGAGAAUACUUAGAAUAUUAUAUAUUUCCAAUACUUUUACCAGGAAUGGCUGAACUGCUACAUCGAGCAAGGAAGGAAAAGUGUUUUGAGAGAAAAAGGACCAAAUUUAUUGCCUGUGAUUUCCUGACUGAGUGGUUAUACAAUCAAAACACAAAGAGGAAAGAUGAACCAUUCACAGAAUUCUUCUCUAUCCCGUUUGUGAAGGACUGGCUAAAAGACCAUCCUAGACCACCCAUUCCUCUCUCUCUCCUGUUAUCAGAAGAAGAAGCAAGCAAAAUAAUUCAGUCAUUCUGGAGAGGUUAUCGGGUCCGCUGUAAUGCUGAAGUUCAAGAAUUGCGUCAAUGGCAAAAGCAGCUGAGAGAGGAUAAGAACAUUUUAAAAAGAGUACAAGAAUUCUGGGCUAAACAGGAAGUCAAAGUGGGAAGCAAAUUAGAAGACUUGGAAGAACCUACACCAAAUCAUUCAGGAAUUUCAAUUUUAGCUCUUUCCUCAACACCACAAAACACACAGAUCAUGGAUUGAAUUCCUAAUAGGUUUAUUUGAUCUAGAAUUUCUCCAAGGGUUACAGUUAGUUUAAUAUGUGAGAUGAUGUACAUCAAAAAUCGAUUGCACAAGGACCUGGUUCUGCAGUAAUUCAUCAUUGCCUGGGUAAAAUUCAGCCCUGCUGUAAAGGAACACAACGCUAUUAAAAUCAGUGGAAUUAGGCCCAUUUAUAAAGGGCUGAGCUUGGCCAAACGCUUCAUGUCCAAUCCUGAGGACUCAGGCAGAAGUUAAUCUGAUGGACAGAAAACUCCAACUGCAAUAAAUGGUGAUUAUGCCCCUACAAGGUCUAAGGCAGAUGAUAACAAUGGGGCAACUCUUCAGCUGGUAUAAUUUAGAAUUGCACCACUGCCUUCAGUGCUUUGAUAGUUUAUGCCAGUUUAAGAUCUGCCCUUACAGAAAGAAACAGCAUGUACUCACAGCUGUGAUUAUGAAAAACAGCUGAAGUCCUUUGUGUCAUCACCCAUACAAAGCAACCGCAAAAUGCCAGGAGGUCAAAAUGAUGGCAUUGUGCACCCAUUUUGCAUGAGUAUAAGUAAUUAAGGAAGGUGUAAGAAAAUGGGAAACCAGGCCCUGAGUACACGUAUCUCAAUUUAUCUCACUAUGUAGGUCCCAUGGAGCACUGUCAUAAUUGAGUUUUUGCACAGAGAUGAAUUUCAUAAAAUUAUUAGUGGGCCUGCUAAAGCUAUCUCUUAAGUCUGACAAAAGUCUCACUGACUUAAAGGAAAGCAAGAUUAGGCCUGAUAAAAACUGGUAAAUGGUUUGGUCUACACUACAAAGCUUUGCAGCAUAUGUCAACCAGGAGUGUAGAAAGAUCAUACCUGCCACCAAAGGCAGCUAUGUCAGCAAAGCCUCUGACAUGGCCAGAGUCAUGCAGAUGUGCACCGCUGGCACAGCUAUAGCAGUGGUGGCUCUGUAAUGGAGGCAAAUCCAUAGUCCAAACUAGUAUUUAUACCAUUUCACUCAAUGGUGCAAGUACAGCAGGUGAUCUACAGAAUAACCAUCUCUUCCCUGUUAAUAGGUUAGAGGGUAUGUAAAGGUUAAGGUCAACUGUUGCACCAAAAGGCCACAAAUCUUGUAAGUAAAUAGUAAAGCUUUUAUUUUUGUUAAGAACAGCAUUUUGAAAAUAAAACAUUUGCCCAUGCUUUACAACCUUUUUAAUUUUGUAUACUUAUGUACAGUCAUUAUGGUACAUGUUGAUUGUCUUGAAAAUCCUUUUAAAGAUGUACUUAAUACGAUACCAGUCUGCAACAGUCAGCGGAAAAAAGGGUACGUUAUAAAACACACAUUAAUACAUUUAAUAAAUAUAUAUAUAUUAUCUAUCAAAAAUGAGCCUUUGCUCUCAUCAGUUAAUAAAAAGCACCUGCUUUGUAAUCCUGUAAGCUGGUAGAAUAGUCCAGUUGUUUUAUAAUAAAAGCUACAAUGCUCCCCUUUACACAGCCUUUAGUUAAACCCAAGGCAUCAAGCUCAAACAGCCAAUCAAGAUGCCUGUGCAAUACUAAAUACAGAAAUAGCUAGUUCUAUAAUAGUUAGUGUACCUUGUGUGUAGAAACAAGGGUACGUAUUUAGGGUUCCAUCCUGCAAGAUGCUCUACAUCUAGGAGGUGCUGUGCACCCUUGACUCCCAUUAAUCAGGAUUGGACCCUUAAUGUAUGGCUCUAUAACAGGGGCUGGCAGGCAGCCUAUGGCCUGUGGAGCCAUUUGAUUUGGCAGCAAUAGCUCUCCCUGUGCUACUGCAGGGAAAAGCGAUGGUGGGAGGUGGA